Molecule: messenger RNA, 861 nt
Organism: Candida tropicalis MYA-3404
Lineage: Eukaryota; Fungi; Ascomycota; Pichiomycetes; Serinales; Debaryomycetaceae
Product: ribosylnicotinamide kinase
Exons: 1
Coding region: 1-861 (286 amino acids)
Cellular component (GO): cytoplasm
Molecular function (GO): ATP binding; kinase activity
Source: RefSeq, a predicted model, not a curated record
AUGGAAAAAGAGAAAAUCGAUAAUCAUUAUCUAUUACUCAAACUUGGUAAUUUAAGCAAAAACCACAUAGACAAGUGGAUAUUACAUUUCCAAACAAAACCCAUAAGAAACGUACGAUACAUGACUAUUGAAAGUGUUGAUAUCAUACCAGAAGAGGUUGUUUUGGUUGCUCUUGGAGGCCCAUCGUCAUCUGGAAAGACAACAGUUGCUAAAUCGCUAAAGCUCCUCUUGCCAAAGAAUACUAUGCUAAUACAUUUGGAUGAUUUUUACUUGACAGAUUCAGAAAUCCCAAUAGACAAAGAAACAGGGUAUCAAAAUUGGGAUUGUCCUGAAGCGAUCAACUUUAACAAAUUUAUCAAAUGUAUUAUUAAUUUCAAGAAUGGCAUUGUUUCAGAUAUAAAGUCUAUAGAACCAACUGAGGCAGAUUUAAAAUUGCUGGAAUCUGACGAGUCAGAACUUCUCAACAAAAUUACUGAAAUGGGAUAUAAGUUUAAAAAUAAAAAAAUCGUUUUAGUUGAUGGGUUUAUGUUGUUUCACGAUCCGGAGAUAAUUAACCUAUUUGAUGUAAAGUUAUUUUUCCAUGCCCCAUUCGAAACUUUGAAGCAAAGAAGGGAAUCAAGAAGUGGUUACACUACAACAGAAGGAUUUUGGGUAGAUCCUCCUGACUAUUUUUCCAAAAUUGUCUUACCUGCUUAUGUCUCUAGUCAUGAAUAUUUAUUUACGAAUAGAGACGUUGUGAACAAUAAGGUUGAUCAAUCCUUGAUUAAAAAGUAUAAUCUUGUGGAUAUGAAUAAUGAUGAUACAAUCCCUCUCCGUGAAUUGGUGGAGAAAGCCCUAACCUCUAUCAUAGAACGUUUAUAG